ACACUUUACAAAGCGCAUUUUGUGUGAAAUUUUUCUUUGGAUUGCAGGCAGAUUGAAAUUUUUAAUAAAGACACUACAACAAUUAAUAACUUUUUUUAAAAUAAUAAAACAAAGAAAAAGUAAAGAAAAUUGUUAAUAAGUAAAAAGCAAGAAAUAUUUAGCAAAUUUAUUUUAUAAAAGUUUAAAAGAAACAUGUAAUGAAAUAGUUGAAAACGCAAGACAAAAAAAGGAGACAAGAAAAUAAAUUACAAAAAGGAAUUGCAGAAAUUUAGGUGUGACAUGAAGUGAUUACAGAGUAGAGUAAUAAUAAAAAAAGGAAAAUAAUUGAAAAAAUAAAAAAGGAUAAAAGAAAGCAAAAGAAAAAAGUAAUAAAAUUAAAAUUUGUGAAAAAAAGUGUUUGUGUUUGUCCCUCAAUACAAAAAAAAGUAAUAAAAGAAAAACCAUGCAAAACAGCCCAAGAACAAAUGGAGCCAUAUCCUCGUUGCCCAGCACUUUGGCACAACUGGCUUUGAGAGAUAAACAACCUGCCCCGGCUUUACCGCACACUCUGCCACCCUCCUUAGCAGGCAGUGGUGUUGGUUCUAGUGUUUUGUCCAAAGCCAAUGCGCUGCAACAAGCCAAUGGUGGUGUUGCGGCUAAUGCUGAUGCCAAUAAUGUAGGCCAUAAUGAUUCCAAUAAGUUGUCAACAGAAUUACAAGAAAAAGAACAAGAAAACAAGCAACAACAGCAGCAGCAGCAGUUGACACAACCAAAGCAAAAGCCUCCCCUGCCAGUACGUAAUAAACCGAUGGAAAUAGCUGGUUAUGUGGGUUUUGCCAAUCUGCCCAAUCAGGUGUAUCGCAAGGCCGUCAAACGAGGCUUUGAAUUUACUCUAAUGGUGGUGGGCGCUAGUGGUUUGGGUAAGUCUACCCUUAUCAAUUCCAUGUUUCUAUCGGACAUCUAUAACUCAGAGCAAUAUCCGGGUCCCUCUUUAAGAAAAAAGAAAACAGUGGCUGUGGAAGCCACCAAAGUUUUACUAAAGGAAAAUGGUGUCAAUCUCACCCUUACCGUGGUGGAUACUCCUGGUUUUGGUGACAGUGUGGAUAACACCAAUUGUUGGGUACCCAUUUUGGAAUAUGUAGACUCUAAAUAUGAAGAAUAUUUGACCGCUGAGUCUAGAGUAUAUCGCAAACAGAUACCCGAUAAUCGUGUGCACUGCUGUUUGUAUUUUAUAGGCCCCACGGGCCAUGGCUUAAGACCCUUGGAUAUUGCUUGCAUGCAAAGUCUGUCGGAUAAAGUUAAUUUGGUUCCUGUCAUAGCUAAAGCCGAUACCCUGACCCCCGAUGAGGUGCAUUUAUUCAAAAAGCAAAUACUCAAUGAAAUAGCCCAACAUAAGAUAAAAAUCUAUGAUUUUCCCUCUACCCUGGAAGAUGCCGCCGAAGACAGCAAAACUACACAAAAUCUACGCUCAAGGGUACCAUUUGCCGUGGUGGGAGCUAAUACCAUCGUUGAACUAGCCGAUGGCAAGAAGGUACGAGGACGCCGUUACCCCUGGGGUCUAGUGGAGGUGGAGAAUCUGUCUCAUUGUGACUUUAUAGCUUUACGCAAUAUGGUCAUACGUACCCAUCUGCAGGAUCUUAAGGAUGUCACCAACAAUGUCCACUAUGAAAACUACAGAUGUCGCAAACUCUCCGAGCUGGGCUUAGUCGAUGGCAAGGCACGACUUUCCAACAAAAAUCCUCUUACACAAAUGGAGGAAGAAAAACGAGAACAUGAAUUGAAAAUGAAGAAAAUGGAAGCCGAAAUGGAGCAGGUAUUCGAUAUGAAAGUCAAGGAGAAAAUGCAAAAACUUAAAGAUUCCGAACUGGAGUUAGCAAGACGUCAUGAAGAACGCAAAAAAGCACUUGAACUACAAAUUCGUGAGUUGGAAGAGAAACGUCGUGAAUUUGAGCGUGAACGCAAAGAAUGGGAAGAUGUUAAUCAUAUAACUUUGGAAGAGCUGAAACGUCGUUCAUUGGGAGCCAAUAGCAGUACAGAUAAUGUUGAUGGUAAAAAGGAGAAAAAGAAGAAGGGUCUGUUUUAAUUAGAGUUUUUAAAAAAACUAAAUGAAAACUAAAAACAACAGCAACAACAACAACAAAUACAAUUCUUUAAAAAUGCACAGUAUUUUUUCCACUCCCCCUCUUUCUUUUUUUUUUGUCUAAAACCAAAUUUAGAAUUUUAUUUUAUUAAAACUUUACUCACUAUUUUUAAACUUUAUAUGUAUUUCUUUUAUCCCUCUACUACUCUGUCCCCUCUAUUUUAUUAUAUAUAUAUAUUUCCCUAUCUGCUGCCCUUUUUUUAUACGAUUUAUUAAUUAAUGUAGAUUUUUAGAUUAAACACGAAAAAAACACACAAAAAACGAAAAAUUUAUGUUAAAAAUUUUAUAUUGAAGCUAUAUUUAGAUAAACUUUUCUAGUAAAGAAAUAUCUUACAAAAACAAAAAAAUACUUUAAAAUUUUUAAUGUUUUAAAAGUUAAUUAUUACGUUUGCUUACUUAUACUGCAACCUUUAAAUGUAAUAUGUAUCUUAAAAAGUAUGUAUUAUAAAAACAACAACAAUUACUACGAUUUUUUUGACGCCAAAUAAACAAAAUUUAAGAUGAAAUAAUAA
This is a messenger RNA of Lucilia cuprina (Australian sheep blowfly), 2631 nucleotides long. It is a transcript of the gene pnut, whose product is annotated as protein peanut. Gene Ontology annotation, molecular function: GTPase activity; GTP binding; molecular adaptor activity. Gene Ontology annotation, cellular component: cell division site; septin ring; microtubule cytoskeleton. Lineage: Eukaryota; Metazoa; Arthropoda; Insecta; Diptera; Calliphoridae. Gene Ontology annotation, biological process: cytoskeleton-dependent cytokinesis; cilium assembly. The record is from RefSeq and is a predicted model, not a curated record. The coding region runs from base 443 to 2062 and encodes 539 amino acids. The transcript has a single exon.